AUGGCGUAUUACCCCUAUGAACCUCAUCGUGAUAUUUCUUGCAAGCUCUGCGACCGAGAAUGUGCUUUCAAUGCGUCGUUAUUGAUGUGCCGAUGCGUCAGACGCGACAUCGCCCUGCCCUAUGAAGUCGAGUGGGACAAGGAACCUUCGGGGAAGAGACGAUUCUGCGAUAACGACAUCACUUUUACCCGCUGCUGGGUUCGUGUUCUGGACGAGGUCGAGAAAUGCAUCGACAAACACUGCAAGAAGCAAUGCUGGGAAGAUCAGUACGAAGUAUCUAUCACGCAGGAUCCUUGGCCGGAUCCCUACUUUUUUGAGGAAGAGAAAGAAAAAUUCAAGAGGAUCGAUAUAAGGAAUUUUCGGGAAGCUCGGAACAAUCUCACCAAAAUUAGGAUUGUCUUCGGAACGCUCAACAAGAUCACAUACAGACACAGGGCUAAAUACGAGCAAAUUGAAUUAUUCUCCUACAUGGGGGGCUUCAUCGGGAUAUGGAUUGGAGUUUCGUUCCUGAAUGUCCUCGAUUAUGGGACGGUCCUCGCCAAUUGGCUCAUUCGACGGAUUCGACAGUACAGAGAAGACAAGAAGUUCGCUGCUGCUUUAAGCGGAGGUUUCGACGAUGGCACGAAACAUUGAAAUUCUACU
Molecule: messenger RNA, 642 nt
Organism: Galendromus occidentalis (western predatory mite)
Lineage: Eukaryota; Metazoa; Arthropoda; Arachnida; Mesostigmata; Phytoseiidae
Gene: ppk26
Product: pickpocket 26
Exons: 4
Coding region: 1-633 (210 amino acids)
Biological process (GO): sodium ion transmembrane transport
Cellular component (GO): plasma membrane
Molecular function (GO): ligand-gated sodium channel activity
Source: RefSeq, a predicted model, not a curated record